Besnoitia besnoiti is the source of this 1293-nucleotide messenger RNA. RefSeq names its product cathepsin CPL. Gene Ontology annotation, molecular function: cysteine-type endopeptidase activity. Bases 1 to 1293 code for a protein of 430 amino acids. The transcript is spliced from 4 exons. Gene Ontology annotation, cellular component: lysosome. NCBI's taxonomy places the organism in Eukaryota, Apicomplexa, Conoidasida, Eucoccidiorida, Sarcocystidae. The record is from RefSeq and is a predicted model, not a curated record.
AUGGAGCACGCCAGCGAAACGCACUACGUGUCGUUCCUGGGCGGCGAGGAGAGCCUGGAGGGGGGGUCCGGCACGCUGCAUCAGCGGCGGCAGUUUGCGUCGGGCUUCGCCGCGGACGCGGUUCGACCCUACGCCGUGACCGCGCGGACGUACUUUUGGAAGAAGCUUUUGCGCCGCAGGGACUUGAAAACGCGCGCACUUCUCGCGCUGGUCGCCUUCGCCGUCGCCUUCCUCGUCCUCGCCGCCCUCCUGCUGCAGUGGCGAACUGACGACGUCGCGCCGCCCGUCGCGCCGAUGGACGCCUCCGUCGAGCGCGAGGCGAACCCUGCGCAGAUCUGGGAUUGGCAGGAGACCCACUUUCAGGACGCCUUCCGCAGCUUCCAGUCCGCCUACGGAAAGGUGUACGCGUCCCCGGAGGAAGUGGAAAAACGAUACGCCAUCUUCAAAAGCAACCUCGUCUACAUCCACACACACAACCAACAAGGUUUUUCCUACACUCUGAAGAUGAAUCAGUUCGGUGAUCUCUCCCGCGAGGAAUUCCGGCAGAAGUAUCUCGGCUUCAAGAAGGCGAGGAAUCUCAAGUCGCACCACCUCGGCGUUGCAGAGGACCUGGCGGGCGUGCGGAGCGACGAGCUGCCGCAGGCAGUUGACUGGCGGACGCGGGGGUGCGUGACGCCGGUCAAAGAUCAGCGCGACUGCGGGUCCUGCUGGGCGUUUUCGACGACUGGCGCGCUGGAGGGGACGCAGUGUGCGCGGAGCGGCAAGUUGAUCAGUUUGAGUGAGCAGGAGUUGAUGGACUGCUCGCGGCCGCAGGGCAACGAGAGCUGCAACGGCGGGGAGAUGGCUGACGCUUUCCAGUACGUGAUCGACAACGACGGCAUCUGCUCGGAGGAGGCGUAUCCGUACCUCGCGCGCGACGCCGAGUGCCGAGCGCAGAGCUGCAAGAAGGUGUUCAAGAUCUCGGGCUUCAAGCAAGUUCCGCAGAAAAGCGAGACAGCCAUGAAGGCGGCGCUCGCGCGCCACGGGCCUGUGAGCGUCGCGAUCGAGGCUGACCAGAUGCCCUUCCAGUUUUACCACGACGGCGUCUUCGACGCGUCCUGCGGAACCGACCUCGACCACGGCGUCCUCCUCGUUGGCUACGGAACCGACCCGAAAACCAACAAAGACUUCUGGAUCAUGAAGAACUCUUGGGGUAGCUCCUGGGGAUCUCUCGGCUACAUGCUGAUGGCCAUGCACCGCGGGGAAGAGGGGCAGUGCGGCCUUCUUCUCGAUGCGACGUUCCCAGUCGUGUAG